Molecule: messenger RNA, 882 nt
Organism: Didymosphaeria variabile
Lineage: Eukaryota; Fungi; Ascomycota; Dothideomycetes; Pleosporales; Didymosphaeriaceae
Exons: 3
Coding region: 1-882 (293 amino acids)
Cellular component (GO): RNA polymerase II transcription regulator complex
Molecular function (GO): transcription cis-regulatory region binding; DNA-binding transcription activator activity, RNA polymerase II-specific
Source: RefSeq, a predicted model, not a curated record
AUGGACUACUCGUACUUCAGCACCCCGCCGCAGCCCUACUUCAUGGGCAUGCCCAACAGCGGCUUCGCGCAUGGCGUCGAUCCUGAGACGAUACGCAGCAUUGAGCCCUUGGAGGCCGGUUUCCUGUCUGGCCCGUACGACGCCUUCUCUUUCAGCCACGGCCUGCCGACGACACAUGGCUCACCCGACCCAGCAAUAGCAGCGACGCCGAUGCAAGUCGGCAGUCUGGACAGUGGAAUUGGCGGUGAUGUCGAGGAUAGCCGGGGGAGCCGGACGCGGAGCAGCAGUGAGGAGAAGGAGGCAGCUCUGACGCCAGCGCAGAGCAGGCGAAAAGCGCAGAAUCGCGCAGCACAGCGCGCCUUCCGCGAGCGCAAGGAACGACAUGUGCGCGACCUCGAGGCCAAGCUGUCGGCCCUCGAAUCCAGCACCCACUCGUUGCAGUCGGACAACGAACGCUUGAAGCUCGCACUGCAGCGUGCCCGGACCGAGAACGAGAUCCUUCGGGCCACGACCGGCCACUCCCCUACGUCCUCGAGACCAGUUUCCGCAAGCUAUCCUUCUCCCGGUGCCCACCUUCCCGAAGAUGGUGACGACGUAUAUAACGUGCAGGAGCUAUCCAACGGAAGCGUAGUGAACAGCGCCGACAAAGACCAUGCCGCCUCCCGCACGAAGAACAAGAGCCGCGAGAUUCCCGCCGCCCAGACAUGGGAUCUCAUCCAGUCACAUCCUCUCGUCAAGCAGGGUCUUGUCGACAUCGCCGACGUCUGCGAGCGGCUGAAGGGUGCUGCUAGGUGUGAUGGCAACGGCCCCGUAUUCGAGGAAACAAUCGUGUGGGCAGCAAUCGAGGGUUCACGAAGAAGCGGCGGCGACGAAUUGAUUUAA